UCAUGUUCAAAAAGCAGAUCAUAAGUAGGACUCAAGAACAGUAAGAACUUUCACUCCUAGAAUAAGAACUUCCAUGAUGCUUUCAUUAAGGAAGAUGACAACGUCUGUACCCUUACUUGUGCAAGCCAGCCAAAGGACAGGUUUCUGUUAGAGGAAAGUGGUUUGCACUUCCAUUAUUUCCAGUGAGGAAAGGAAUUUCUUUUUAUAGCCUUGCAACUUGCCAGAAAUCAAUAAGUCUGCUGAAGGAGUUUCCUCUCCUCUGUAUCCAGCAUUGCAUAACUGUGUGGUAGACGAGUAGAGGCAAAAUGAUAUGUAGCAACAACCCUCCUAAAACCUUCCAUUGCUUAAUAACUACUGCUUGGGCAUUAUAUUCUUGUAAAACUGUAUUGUUCUGUUGUUUGGUUUUCCCUUGUUGGCUGAACUGUGAGCAACACUUAGCUCAUGCUAAGGGAACAUGACACCUUGGCAAAGUUGUUGGGAUGUUCUUAGAACUUUUUCAACUUCUCGUGUAACACAGUGGUGUAACAGGCAGGUUUUGUUUGUUUGUUUAAAAAAAACCCAACAAAUCAAAGAACAUCCUUAAAUGUGGAGAUAUUUAAGCAGCAGAAUGGCCAACAUGGUCUAUGGAGUAGGAGUAUAUUGUAUUAAGCAUUUUAUCAGUACAUGGUAAAAUAGUGGUCCUAGCAGAACAGAUCUAAAAUAGCACAGUAUAUCUAGGGGAAAAGAAUAAGUAAAAGGAGAAUACUUCUGUAUAAUAAUUAGAAAAUUCAGAUCCCCUUCCAGCAAGCAAUUGUCAAAGUCAGUUGUUUUGUUUUCACAGUACAGAGACAAGUCUCUGGAGGGAACCUAAAACUGUGAAAUAUGACAAAAACUUUAUAUUAUUUAAGAUAUCACCCUACUUUGUCCUACAGUUUGUGAUUAAGAACAGACAAUAAGUUUCUGAGUCCUGAGAACAGUACAUUUUAGCAGUGUGAGAGAACCAGGCUGCUGGUUAUACUAAUUUUCUCAAAGAUUUUUAGUUCAUCUGAGCUCAUGCUUGCAAGCUCGAGGGCAAAAUAAAAGGAGGAAGAAAUCUGCCCACACUGAAGUUCAUGAUAAAAUUCUCAUAGUGAUAGCAAGCAAUGGAGCAAGAUUCACACUGCACAGCAGAAAGGGACCUGUUGGAAGCUGUAAGCAGAAUUACUACAUCUUCUGCCACAAGUCCAUCUGAUGAAGAAGAAAAUGAACCCAAAGCUGAAAUUUCAUGUCAAGUGAGAAAAGAAAACCCAGAAAAAGAUGACCCGCAAGAUUCCAGUGCAACCCUAAGUCCCAACUCUUCGAUGACCACUAAGGAGCUUCAGGAAUACUGGAGGAAUGAAAAACGCCAGUGCAAACAAAUCAAACUCCUUUUUGAAAUCCCAUCAACCAGAAUUGUAGAGCACCACUUAUCUAAAUAUGUGAUGUAUAAAAUCAUCAUUUUGCAAACAGGGAGUUUUGACAGCAACAAGUCUGUAAUUGAGCGGCGUUAUUCAGAUUUUGAGAAACUGCACAGAAAUCUGCUGGAAGAAUUUAGCGAAGAACUGGAAGAUGUAACCUUUCCCAAAAAAACUCUAACAGGAAACUUCACAGAAGAAAUAAUCAAUGAAAGAAAAUUAGCCUUCAAGGACUACCUGAGACUCCUAUAUUCUAUGAAGUACAUCAGAAGAUCAAAAAAAUUUAUUGACUUUUUAACAAGGCCAGAGCUUCAGGAAGCAUAUGGUUGCCUGCGGGGUGGCCAGUACACCAAAGCUUUGGAAAUCCUUUUAGAAGUCAUUGGGCUGCAGGAAAGGCUGACGAGAGGGAACCCUUUUGCCAUUGUCCCUACUCUCUGUGCCAUCGUGGUGUGCCACAAGGACCUGGAAAACCCAGCAAGUGCCUUUGAAUAUGGAGAAAAAGCUCUGUCACGCCUUUGUGUGCACACCAGCCACAGGUAUUAUAUGCCACUGUUAGAAACAAUGAUCACUCUGGCAUAUGAGCUUGGCAAGGAUUUUCUGUCUUUGCAAGAAAAACUGGAAGAAUGGAAGACAAAGAAAGAUCCCAUACGGGUCUUUACUCUGAAAGAACUUGCAGUUCGGGAGUACGUACGGUGAACACAAAAAAAUUUAAUGAAAGAGCAAAAUCUUGAAAGAAUGAGAACUGAAAAUUACCUGAUUGGGUUGCAUAACAUUGUAUUAAUAGGAAAAAAAAUUAAAUAUCCUCUAUGUUCAAAGGGACAUUAACAUCUAUGUUGGAAUAUAUUACAUCUACUGUACAGAUAAGAGGAGUUCCCAAGGAGCACUUUAAGGUUUCUUGAAGGAAAUGUGCAAGAAAAUAAUCAUUUAUGAUUUGGUUCUUUUGAACAUAGCUUAUUUUGUGUGAUAAAUCAGAGUAAGAAAAUACAAUCAAUAAAGCACUUGAAAAUCUACAGAA
Haemorhous mexicanus (house finch) is the source of this 2427-nucleotide messenger RNA. RefSeq names its product sorting nexin 20 (gene SNX20). Gene Ontology annotation, molecular function: phosphatidylinositol phosphate binding. NCBI's taxonomy places the organism in Eukaryota, Metazoa, Chordata, Aves, Passeriformes, Fringillidae. Gene Ontology annotation, cellular component: early endosome membrane. Bases 1122 to 2108 code for a protein of 328 amino acids. Gene Ontology annotation, biological process: protein transport. The record is from RefSeq and is a predicted model, not a curated record. The transcript is spliced from 4 exons.